GCAUUUGUACCACGCUCAUUCGUCUUCAUCCGCAACGCUGGUUAUCUCACAGCCCCCUGCAUAUAUGCGUCUGUAUUGUCCUCACAAUUCAUUUCACUGCAAUGCCAACAACUGUCAACAAUCGACCUCCUGUGAAGGCUAGUGAAGGCUUCCGACAUGCGAAUCGGUGUCCAGCUUGUGUUGGCCCGCUCAAUGCCACAGCUGAUUGAUGGAGGCGAGGGCUGUUGCCUUGGGUGCCGGUCGUUAUGAUUUCAGAAAAUGUCGUAUUUCUGCUGGUACCUGAUUGCAGAUAAGUCGCGCGACAUGCAUGGAGGAGGGAUGCGCCACGGAAUUGCCACGGCCUGUUUACUGUCAUCUCCCGUGCGAACAUAGAUGUUGUGCGGGGAGAACGAGUUAGACCGAGAGUCGGAAUUGUCAUUGCGACACGCCGAAGACCCUUGACUGCUCUGGAGUUAGCCGUGUAUCUUCAAGAUGAGGUGACAGGCAGCCUCUUCAUGAACGUGCCUCGUUAGCGUGUACUCCUCCACGUCAUGUCUCCGGCCUGAAGAUAGUCUGAUCGCCGCGGCUUGGACGCGUCACCGUUACGCAGCGCUUCGAUAGCUAUUAGCUGCGACCAGUUCGAUAUGGUUCGAAACUCUGAAUCUGGCGCUCCGCGGGCGGAAAUUACUAUGUGUACAUGGCCAUGUACUCGGGCGAUACGGAGACCGACGCCGUCCACCACGACUGACGCCUGUUUCAUGUCGAGCGGCAACGACCUCAAGUUAUGCCACUGCGCCGUGCGUCGGAAGCUUCGCAGAAUGACUUAAUGCCGGUGAGCUUCUUUGACACGCAGUGGAUCGACUUCUCUCGGCUCCACGCGGACCAAUCGCAAAUUCGCGUCGCUUUUUCUGUGCUCUCCUUUGUCUGGACUCUGCUUCGCGGUCGGUUGCGCGCACAGGAGGCAGAGAACGCGGCGCGAUCCCUCCCAAACCGGAAUGAGUUUCUGCAGAGUUUGGUAUGCCGUACGUUGUUUCCUCGACGGUCCUCGGUGUUGGCAUGAUACCGAGGUCUGGAACGUGCCGAUGCUAUGUAGAUUUCCUGCCGUUCGAGGAGUAGGCGGGCGUCACGACUGAGAAGUGUGUGCUUCUCCCUUCGUGCAAGGCUAUGUCAAGGCUAUGGGGAUGUGCUAUCUGGCCACACGGUGUUCUGCUAUCUAUGAUGGAGUCCGACCUCGACUUCGCACAGCUUGCGUCAACGCCCUCUGACCCACUGGUUGAGGACGAAUACCAACAACACGGGCAUCAUACCACCUACUACGUAUGCCUCGUCGCGCCCGGAGCAGUCCCCUUCGCCUGUGAUCAUUGCAUAUACGCAUACACGGUGUAUCCUCGUCAGGUUACCUACCACCAACGUUCUUCGCCGUUUGACGUGACCUUGACAUUGGUCUGCUUGUGGACCGCUCCACCGCAGUGGUGGAACACCCUGUUUUGUGCAGACGCACUCGCGUAUGUUGCGCGCUUGCCUGCGGUCUAGGCCGCUGCUCCUCCGCCUCCCGCCUUCCUUGGGUAUCCUAUGCCAUACCAGGCGCGGCUCUAGUGCUCUAGCGUAUGCGCAUCAAUGGGGUCGUUUCCGCGCACGGAUAGGGAUGUCUGUGUGUUGCCCUGUUGAGUGUGCGCGUUGCCCCGCUCAGUCCGUCCUUCGGGCGUGUCGUGCUGGUCGCUGAGUCGCGCUCGUUCGAGACUCUUGAGCUCUCCGCACCCUAGAACUGCCCGUGGCCGUCCCGUUCUGAUGGGAUCAUGGCUGGCCUGGCCGUGGAAGGGUACCCGCCUGAAGUGAUGCGUAAAGUCCGUCGUACCGGCGGCAUCGUAUUACGAGCGACGUGCGCACGAUGAUCAUGUAGCUGCGGCGAAGGUCCAGCUGCAUUCAUACAAUUGGAGAUUGCUGUUGAGCAGCGAAGUCUCGAUCCCCUUUGAUCUCGUGUGUUCGACCAACCGAUGCCUGUACGCCGUCGUGUUGGUGGAUACAGGGUUUUCUGUUUGGUACGUUCCCGCAUCCUGUCCGAGCCACGUUUGUGCUAGGUCUAUCCCCUUAGGAUCUAUCUAACUACGCUGACAUUCAUCUCUGGUUCUCGUCAUGCGGCCUGAUUGUUCCUCUCCUCGAGUGUAGGCCUGCGAACGGCUCUCAUACCCAGGAGUUACCUCGGCCUCGUGUUCGUAUCAUCUUUGUUCUUUCGUGAUGCAUCUCAGAGAGCUUCCAACGCAUCCUUCUUGCUGCUAAACGAACCUUAGGAUGAGUCCUUCGGUCCCUGGUCCUGGUGCUGCGGGGCGCUGAUAGCCGACGACGUCGAACCUCCACUUUUUCUCAGCCUGAGGACAGCCGUCAUUGCAACGUGUCAUGACAUGCGGAGCUUUUGCGAGGGGACGAAUGCUCUACUGCGUACGGCGACUGGACGGCUGCACUGGUCCACUCGACAAUGUCUCUGGUCUGGCUCGGUCUGGCGGGGGAUUGCGGUCUCUUGCGGAAGUGCUAUACCUGUCGCGACUUCGGCAAUUAUGGUAUUUUGAGUGUCGUCGCUGCGGCUACCCGCAAAUCUGACGGCGCGUUGCUCCUCAAUCGUUGUGGAAAGACUCAAAUCGAGCGGUCAUUCAGUGGAAUCCCUGGUCACUGUUAUCCGAGGCCUGGACCUACCUGUCGCUCGUUUGCUCGCUUUCUGCGAUUCCUUCUCUGAAAUUUCGCGAAGUUCAAGGCAUUCGGGUAUCUCUAGCUGGUGCAGCGCGUAUGACAUACAUCGUGCUUCGUCACUUCUGGCCUAGAUGCUGC
Messenger RNA from Rhodofomes roseus, 2799 nucleotides. RefSeq lists its product as uncharacterized. The record is from RefSeq and is a predicted model, not a curated record. NCBI's taxonomy places the organism in Eukaryota, Fungi, Basidiomycota, Agaricomycetes, Polyporales, Fomitopsidaceae. The coding region runs from base 1144 to 1512 and encodes 122 amino acids. The transcript is spliced from 5 exons.